This is a messenger RNA of Fonticula alba, 1755 nucleotides long. RefSeq lists its product as hypothetical. The transcript has 13 exons. Bases 1 to 1755 code for a protein of 584 amino acids. The record is from RefSeq and is a predicted model, not a curated record. Lineage: Eukaryota; Rotosphaerida; Fonticulaceae.
AUGGGCCCUCCCAAUUCCUUGCAAGACCUUGGCGGUGACAUUGCAGCAGCAGCCCGGAGCCUGGCCGACGCGGCGGAAGCCGGCCUCAUACCCCCUGACCAGGAACUGCUCCCUCAUCUUGCGCGUCUGGCCGGCAAGCCGGCGGCCGAGAGGAACCUGUCCCGCGCGCUGGCCGCCCUGGGGCACCGAUCCCAGGAGGCCGACCAAGAGGUCAACAGGGCGGUGCUCGAACAUGCCCGAGGCCUCGUCCUGUCGGAUGACGCCGACGUCGCGGCCCCCGCGAUGCGGGCACUGGCUGGGCUUUCCCUCAACGUGCGCUCCAAUCCGCUGCCCUUCAAUAUGGGCAUCCUGAGAAGCAUGCAAACGCUGGCCCAGCGAUCGCAGUCCGCCAAGCAUCUCAGCAGCCCGGUGGCCUUUGCCCUGGCGCAUCUUGCCCAGGAUGAGCUCUUCUGCCUUGGCUUCUGGCAGGGCAUGCUUGAAUGUGCCGAGGCCGUCGUCCGAUGGGGCGAUCUCCAGCCCGGUGACUGUGCAUGGCUUGCUCUCGGCCUGUCGGCCGUGGCAUCGGGCGGCCCGCCCCGCAACCAAGAUCCCAUGGACUUCGUGUGGGACCUGCUUGUCAUCCUCUCUGCGGUGCUCGACGCCAGCCCGCAGCGGGGCCCGGGCCUCGACAUGGUCGAGGUCGCGCGCCACACCGGCCGCGCCCUGCGCCACCUGGUGUCCCUCGCCGCCGACCAGCGCCCUCCAAACCUCAAUGGGGCGCUGCUUCGUGCAAUCCUUCGAGUCAAGGGUCUCGCCCCGGGCGACUUGGAGCUGCAGGAAUCCGUGGCAUUCGUUCUUGGCAACUUGUCCGGCUCCGCACUGCCCAACAGCCGCCAGGUGCGCGGCAUGUUGCUUCAGUCCUCCCUGGACCUCGGCCGACGCAUGGCCGGGGUGCCCUCCAUCGAGGUCCAGGUCCUUCGAUGUGCUGUCGGCCUGGCGCGAAGCUCGCGUCAAAAUAGCCCCCGGGUCAAUUGGAUCCUCCUGCGGCAAAUGCUGGCCGCGGCCCGGCACCACGCCGACAGUGAGCAAGUGCCCAGCCUCAUCCUGUUCGGCCUUGGCCAGUUGGCUUGGAAUGCGCGAGGCAACAGCGCGCGUAUGAACCGCAUGAUCGUGCAGCUGCUCUUGCGACUCGCACACCGGCCCCCCGCCGGAGAGCACUUGCACCGGCUUCGGACAACCGUCUUCGCGCAUUUGACCCUCAGCUACCUCGCCAACCGACGGUCCCUCAAUGCCAUGCUCUUGCGGCAGCUUUCCCUGGCAAUCGCCCGUGCACCGGAUGACGUCCAAGUCCAGCAGCGCGCCAUCACAGGCUUGGCCAAUCUCUGCGGCGCCGCCACGCGGAAUUGCCCUCGCAGCAAUAUGGCCCUCCUCCAGGCUCUCAGCCUGCAGCAGGCCCACCACAGCCCGCACUUCCACUCGCGCCGGGCCUUCGGACUGAUGCUGCUCGCUGACAACGCAGCAGCCAACUCCCGGCGACUGAAUGGGCUGCUGGCCCAGCACCUGGUGGCCUUGGCCACUGGACCCACCAUCACCGCCGAGGCCCUGGGAUAUGUCUUGCGCGGCAUGGCGUGCCUGGCCUACAAUGCCGGAAGCAACCCCCCGGCUCUCAACGGCCAGCUUGCACAGGCUCUGAACUCCAUGAUGGGCUUCUUCUCCGCGGACGCCGCAGCGCAGGCCGAACUGGCCGGCGCGCUGGAUGCUCUGGCGGCCCCCUGA